AUGAGAACAUUCUGUCUUAUCGCUCUCGUCGUCCUCGCUCUCGUAGCUGUUACCCAGGCAGAUGAGGAAAAUGUUGACUUUAAGAGGACUGUGAUGAUGAAGUUGGCUGAAGUGAAGAAAUUCUUCUCCGACGAUCCUGCAGGCAAGAAACUCCGCGAGAUUGCCAUGGACGUGGGCAUUUUCGGCAAAAUGAUGAGAAUGAAAAUUCGCGGAGCUCUGAAAGAAUACGUUAAAAAUCUACUGAAGGAAGGUCAAUAG
Molecule: messenger RNA, 258 nt
Organism: Rodentolepis nana
Lineage: Eukaryota; Metazoa; Platyhelminthes; Cestoda; Cyclophyllidea; Hymenolepididae
Source: the annotation of a GenBank genome assembly